GUGGGCGGCGCGCCAGUCGCGCGCGCCGGGCCGGCCGCCCGCCACCGCGCGCCGCAUGAGCCGGCUGUGGGAGCGGCUGCGGCGCCGUCCGGAGCUCGUCACUGUCUGCCUGGAGCCGCCGCCGCCAGCCGCACCAGAUGCGAGUCCGGGAGUGCCGGUAGCGGAGCGGGAGGUGGAGCCUGUAAUGGAACCGCUGUCCCGACCUCUGCCAGACAGCCUCACCUGCCCAUCCUGCAAAGUUACGGUGCCGGUGACGGGCGCCCGAGUGCGCCAGAUUUGUCAGUACUGCGGUAACUUCUACAACGCCGAGGCCAACACCAAUGUCGCUCUCCGACGGCCCCAGAACGGCGGCGUCUCGCUCCCCCUCAUCGCGCAGGUGGGGCGCGGCCCCACGGCCAUCAGCGCUGCCCUGCUCUCCCACCUCGGCGUCAACCUGUCACCGCUGGCCAUGGCCAGUGUCAUCUACACCCCCGCACUGCCACCCAUUCCGACCACCCCGCCGCGCACCUCCAGCAGCCGUCUCAGCACGGCCAACUCGAUCCGCUCGUCCCGCAGCAUCGAGUCGCUGCUCAGCUCGUCAACAGGCAGCCAGAGCCUGCGCCGACCAGUCUACCCGGUUCAUCAGAAGCGCCGCGAGGAGUUCCUCACGGACGUGCAGAAGGCUCGCGAAAGCGACAAUUACGCCGACAUAUCCGUCUACCUGCGGACCAUCUUCGAAAGUUUCGCCGACAUUUGUGCCGCUUUCAAGGAGGAUCCAGAGCGGGACGGGGCCAAUGUGGACAGCCCCGAACUGAAGAUGGAGUUUCUGUACGCCGUCCAUGACGCCCUGCAGUCGAUGCCGUCCAUUGUGCAGAAAUCUGUUCUCAAGUCAAUCAUCAACUCUCUUCUUCAAGAAAAGAGAAGGCUGUUUCACAAGGACGAGGUGCGAGCGCUGUUCAUCCUGGUGCAGUCGCCGCUGUUCGCGCCACAGAGCUCGUACACGGUGUUUGCGCACCUGCUGAGGCAGCUGACCACGCUCUCCAACGGCGACCACCAGAUCCUGAUGCGCUGGUUCAGAUGUCUGGAGGCGAAGCGCCUGAAGAUGAUCGUCUCGCACAUCAUCCAGUUCAUCACGAUCCGUCAGUUCCCGCCGGCGGACGCGUCUCUGCCGCCGCUCAACAAGUCGCGCUGGUGGAUCCCCACCGCCAUCAAAGUGCUGGCGCUCAUCAACGCGGCCAACAACGCUGCCAGUCCGGCGCUGAUCUCGUACACCGAGUUCUACAACCACGCGCUGGACCACGUGGACCUGAUGCAGGAGUACGCCAACUGGCAGACGCCCGACCGGCCCGACCGCUUCUCUUACUGCCAGUACCCGUUCAUACUCAGCAUCGUGGCCAAGCGCACCAUCCUCACAAAGGACUCUGAGCAGCAGAUGAUUCUGACGGCGCGCCGGUCGCUCGUGGCCAAGGUGUCGCGCCACCAGCCACCGCAGAUCGACGUCUUCUUCCUCAACAUCCACGUCAGGAGAUCGCGGCUCCUGGAGGACUCGCUCAAAGAGAUCGCUAACAAGCAGCGCGACCUCAAGAAGAAGCUGAAGGUGACCUUCUCGGGCGAGCCGGGCCUCGACAUGGGCGGCCUCACCAAGGAGUGGUUCAUGCUCAUCAUUCGUAAGGUGUUCGACUCCAGCUACGGGAUGUUCGUGUACCACAACAAGUCUCGCUGCUACUGGUUCUCGACGACCCACUCGGGCUCGCUGAGAGAGUAUAACCUGAUCGGGGUGCUGAUGGGACUGGCCGUCUACAACGGCAUCAUCCUCGACCUGCGCUUCCCGCACAUCUGCUACAAGAAGCUGCUGAGCCCGCCCGUGGUGCCCACCAUGGAGCACGUGGCCGUGGGCAUCGCCAAACACCCCACACUAGAAGACCUGGCCCAGAUCAUGCCGGAGGUAGCAAGAGGGCUGAAGGAGCUGCUGGCCUACGAGGGUAACGUCGAGGAGGACCUGUGCCUCAACUUCCACGUCUCGAUCGAGGAGUUUGGGAAGGUGAUCACGGUGAACCUGCGAGAGAACGGCGAGGAGGUUCCGGUGACCAACGAGAACCGGGACGAGUACGUGCGUCUCUACCUGGACUGGAUCCUCAACACGGCCAUCUACGAGCAGGUGCGCGCCUUCUACCUCGGCUUCCACACGCUCGGCGCCUCCAACGCCCUGCUGAUGUUUCGGCCGGAGGAGGUGGAGAUGGUGGUCUGCGGCUGUCCCACCAUCAACCUGUCAGAGCUGAAAAAGGUCACCGAGUACGACGGCUACACACCCAACCACGAGGUCAUACAGAACCUGUGGGCGACACUGGAGGAGUUCAGCACCGAAGACAAGAAGCGGUUCCUGCUGUUCGUCACGGGCAGCGACCGUGUGCCCGUGGGCGGCAUGGGCGAAAUGACCUUCAAGGUGAGCCUGUACCCGAACAAGGAGGAGAUGCUGCCGCUGGCACACACCUGCUUCAACCAGCUGGUGCUGCCGGCCUACCGCGACCGCGCCACGCUCAAACAGAAACUCUCCGUGGCCAUCUGCAACGCCGAGGGGUUCGGCCUGGAGUGAGGUGGUGCGGCGGACUGGCGCCCCGGACGGCGCUGGGGACUCGAGUCGUAUGGAGACGGAUGCGGCCAUGCGUGAGGCCGGAAGAUGUCGAAUGCCGCCCGCCUUACCCUGUGUGAAGGUCGGGGUUACCUUUAUCUCACGGCCCGGCCGGUUCGGCCGGUUAUCGUCUGUGAUAUGUGAUGCGUGUGCGGUGCCGGCACGGCCCGGUUCUGAGUGGAUGCAAUCUAUUUUCUAAUGCCGGUAACGCUUCGGUGCUCCAACUGUUCAUGUAUGCAAGGUCAGAGCACACCGUCCGUGUCCAUAUGGUGAACUCUAAUGCACUGUGGAUUGUACCAUGUUCCCACUAAAUAUCAUAACAAUUUAUUUUUGACUUUGACGUGGCCUUACCUCGUGAGCGUAACAAGCAAACCCCGACAGCUAAGUUCGAAUCCAUGCAUUGCAUAUCCAGUUGUCGAAGAAUGUCUCCGGUCGAGCCAUUUCAUGACUGUUAUCGCUUAUGGAUGGGAGUGACAAUACUGCGUUACCAGUGAGCGUCCGAGUUUUGCGGCGAGAAAAGCCGGUUUUGGGGCAAUAACAUCAAUUGGGAAAUAAGAUUUCGGUUGUUACUUAUAGAGCAAAGCUUAUUUAGAAUAAUUCAGUGCCGAAAACGAUUGUAAAUUAGGGUACCUACCUAUCUCUAAUAUUUACAUACGUUAAGAAAAUGUUCUAAUUAACAUUCGGGGAUGUGAUCGUUUUCAGAACCUCGCAGCUACCGGCUAUCAUAAUGAUAUUGUUGUGGGCGCGAUAAGCAUCCAGCAUGCUUUAUCUUUGACUGGGCCGUAUAGUAUGCAAGUGUGGACGUGGUGAUGACCGCUGACCGCUGAAUUCCUAUUUCAUAUACAACGGGAACCAGGAGACACUGUUGCACAAUACUUUUUCCCUUUUUCUUACAACAUUCCAAAACUCUGAAGAAAUACGAACAAAAUAGUGAUGCUCUUUGCUUGUUGCUUUUCUCUUGUCACGGUUAAACGUUUAUGGCAUAAUAGACGUUAAUCGGCGUUGAUUAACUGGGAAAACUUUUCACAAAAACAAUAUAAUAGCACAAAAUACAUUACACCACCGACAUAAAUAACUUCUCAGUACCUAUUCUUUUACCGAACACAGUACCUCCUGGGUCUCAAAAUCCUGACCAGUCUGUACGGUAUAAUCGUAAUAUUUCCGUCACCUCCGCCCUUACUUACGACACACAUGGCCACCCUCUCUGUCCGUUCCAAAAUACCCAUCCGUCAGUUCGCCUGACCGUGACCCCGAACCACCAUCCGAGAUGUCAUCCCGCCAUGAAAAGCUGUUUAACUAAAUGCACAGAAAGAAAAGUUGUUGGCGCCUUGUGAGUGUUAACGGUGUGAGCAUCUCUUUCGCUGUCGAGAAAGACAAACUUGU
Molecule: messenger RNA, 3991 nt
Organism: Amphibalanus amphitrite
Lineage: Eukaryota; Metazoa; Arthropoda; Thecostraca; Balanomorpha; Balanidae
Product: probable E3 ubiquitin-protein ligase HECTD2
Exons: 18
Coding region: 56-2572 (838 amino acids)
Biological process (GO): protein polyubiquitination
Molecular function (GO): ubiquitin protein ligase activity
Source: RefSeq, a predicted model, not a curated record